This is a messenger RNA of Blastomyces gilchristii SLH14081, 228 nucleotides long. RefSeq lists its product as uncharacterized. The transcript has a single exon. Lineage: Eukaryota; Fungi; Ascomycota; Eurotiomycetes; Onygenales; Ajellomycetaceae. The coding region runs from base 1 to 228 and encodes 75 amino acids. The record is from RefSeq and is a predicted model, not a curated record.
AUGAUGAAGCACGCCGAGGGGCGGCUGGCCAACAACUUAGUGUCGUCUCGGAGUUGUCGAAACACACCAAAGACACCCCGACCGCCUGAUCUACCGCCGUUCCCCAAGUUCACCCAUGCCAUGGCCCACGGCGAGUUGGCAACCGGGUCUUCUCGCCUAUUCGGACUCUUUCCCUACUACGACCAGAACGACCAGAACGAUCUCCUGCGGUCCUUUGCCUGGCCGUGA